CACCUUCAGUCUAGGUUACGUGUUUUCAUCUGACGCAUAAGAGCGCAUGAAGGGGACAGAGCAAGAGAGGGUCACUUUUUGGAGGAUGUUGUUUUAGAAGGUCGUCUUUUCUCGUUCAUCAAAAGUGUAUCUAUGUGAUUUUGACCAAUAUAUAUGCCUAUCAAUACCAGAGGAAAGGGAAUAUCAGAUCCUAUUCAUAUUUGUUUAAUACUUUUGUACAAUGCGCUCAAAGGAUGCUCGAGUAUUAUUUUCUUUCUUCAGACAUGUAUUUUAGCUUGUGAUAUAUUUAAUAACAUUCAAAGGCUAUACUUUAUUUCUUACAAGUCAAAUAAUUUUGUAAAUGGAAGACAAGAUGGGAAGGUGUGUUGUAUUGCUCCAGUGCAAGACUGUUCUAAAAUAGAGGAGGACUCGGAGCUUAACUGCUGUUGGUAAAACCAUAAGAUCCUUUACGCAUCACGUGGCGCGCACGCACACACACGCACUCAGAGGAAUAGAGGACAUGCGGAGACAAGAGGAGCGCGCCAGCCGCCCCAAGGAGAACCUCCAGCCGCGCGAAUGAUCCGCUGGCAGCAUGCGCUCCUGGCCCAACCGAACUGACUGUCUCUCUCCCGUUAACUGCAGCUGGGAGGAUAACUACUGGAACUACUACUUUAACGGGAGCUACCGGGGUCCCGUGCCCCCUGAAAACCUAUUCCCCAUCCCCGUUCUAAUGGGAAUCACCAUCACCUGUACUCUCCUGUUCCUGGCGGGAGUGACCGGAAAUGUAAUGACUAUACUGGUCGUGUCUAAGUACAGAGACAUGAGAACAACCACUAACCUCUACUUAUGUAGCAUGGCUGUCUCAGACUUGUUGAUAUUCCUCUGUAUGCCCCCUGAUGUGUAUCGGUUAUGGAAGUAUAGGCCAUGGAUAUUUGGAGAUACAUUCUGUAAGCUGUUUCAGUUCGUUAGCGAGUGCUGUACUUAUUCAACAAUUUUGAAUAUAACCGCUCUGUCGGUGGAGCGGUACCUGGCCAUCUGCUUCCCACUUCGCGCCAAACGCCUGGUCACCAAGCGACGUGUCCGUGCGCUCAUCCUCUUUCUCUGGCUCGUGUCGCUGUUGAGCGCGGGACCUGUCUUCGUUCUGGUGGGAGUGGAGCACGAGACUCGCCCAGCGGCGGGAAACUCUGUGACUGCUGGUGGGGCGGAAGGACAGACAGAGAUAGACACUAGCGAAUGUAAACCCACCCAGUACGCGGUUGAGUCUGGGCUUCUAGCCGCCAUGGCGUUGGUUAGCUCUGUGUUUUUCUUCCUGCCGGUGUUUUGUUUGACUGUGGUGUACAGUUUGAUUGGACGAAGGUUGUGGAAGAGACGGAGAGAGAACAAUAUUGGCGCUAACGUAGCACACAGGGACAAGAGCAACAGACAGACCGUCAAGAUGUUAGCUGUAGUGGUCUUUGCCUUCGUCCUGUGCUGGCUGCCAUUCCACUUGCAUCGUUACCUUAUGUCCCAUUCCUCCGAGGGCUCCUCUCCUCUCUGGUCUCUCUUCACCCAAUACUGCUCCCUUGUUUCCACUGUCCUCUUCUAUCUCUCGGCUGCCAUCAACCCUGUCCUCUAUAACACCAUGUCUAGGAAGUACCGGUCAGCUGCUGCCCAACUGUUUGGUCUACAGAAGACUCAACCACCCAGAGGGAGAACAGCAAGCACUGUCAAAGGAGAGAGUUCACCUGCCUGGACAGAGUCCACUGUUAGCCUGUGACUGUAGCCAAUUUGCGGGGUGAAUGGCACUAGAUAUAUACUUCUCUGAUUUUGAUAUGUAGUUGUUGUGAUCAACCUCUUCUUGUAUGUUUCUCAUCAGUGACCACUGCUUUCCCUGGUUGAUCAAAUUCAAACAGGCACCAUUAUGGACCAUCAGGAUUAUUUGGUCUUUAUCCAAGAGAGCACCGGCUUACGCAUAAGGACUCUGAACGAGACUGUUGCUUUGAUGUCACAACCCGCCCGGCAAAGACAGACAAAGGCGUUUGAGAAGAUGUUUUAUAAAGUAUUUAUAAGGCGUUUCUGUCACCCAAAAAGAAGCACACCAUUAGCAAAAAAAACUAUUAAACAGCUUUUGAAAUGGACACAUAUGCAUUUUCUACAAAUCACACAUGCAACACACACGCGCACACACACACACAAACCAAAAGAGUUAUUACACUUGCCUUAAUAAUUAAUAUGUGAACUGUAUUCUGGAUGACAAAGAAAAGCACUGUAGACCGUGAUACACUUCUCUGUACCCUGAGAGAGAGGGACUGAAGUGCUGUGUGUGUGUUUGUUUAUGUUGAGUGACUGGGUGUGUUGGGGUGGGUGUGUUUAUGGUGAGAGACGGCGUGUGUUGGGGUGUGUGUUUAUGGUGAGUGACUGUGUGUGUUGGUGUGUUUGUCUGUGUGUGUAGAUAUAGGUAACAGUGUUUUGCUAUGAUAGCAUGUACAGUAGGCUAAUUAUACCGCCAGCCUUACUCUGUAAAUAGCAGCUUAGUAACAGUUCAAUCUGAUUGGUAUUAGUCUUGGCUUAUCCUAUAAGUACUUACAAAGCAGCCACUGCUUUGUAAGACCAAUGACCAAUUCUGAUAUGGCAACCUGGUCUCAGAGCAUUUCGUAUUAUUCUGUACAUAAAUCCGAGACACUCCAUUUAGGAUAAUAUGUUAUGUUUCAUAUGGUAUGUAUUAAUUUGUGGAUGUCCAUCAUCCAUUUCAUAUGAUAUGUUAUGAACUAGAAUUCAUAUUGUAUGUUACAAAUUUGCUAAAUGUACAAUAUGUUACGAAUCUGCAACACAUACAAUAUGUUACGAAUUUGCAAAACGUAUAAUACAUAACAAAUUGUAGCUAGGGGGCUAACGUUAGCUAGGCAAGGGGUUAAGGUUAGGGUUACGUUUAGGAGUUAGGUUAAAGGGUUAAGUUUAGGGUUAGGGGAAGGGUUAGCCAAAAAGGGUAAGGUUAGAGGAAGGGUUAGCUAAAGGGUUAAGCUUAGGCUUAGGAGAAGGGUUAGCUAAAAUGCUAAGUAGUUGCAUAGUACCUAAAAUGUACUAAGUAGUUGAAAAGUUGCUAAUAUGCUAAAGUUGUCCAUCAUGAGAUUUGAACUCACAACCUUUGGGUUACUAGACAUCUACAUUAUACACCUACCCAUCCACAGUGCAUUUGGAAAAUAUUCAGACACCUUGACUUUUUCCUAAUUUUGUUCCAUUAUCGCCUUAUUCUAAAAUGUAUUAAAUACAUUUUUUUCAUCAUCAAUCUACUACACACAAUACCCCAUAAUGACAAUUCAAAAGCAGGUUUUUAGACAUUUUUGCUAAAUUAUUACAAAUAAAAAACUAAAAUAUUGCAUUUCCAUAAGUAUUCAGACCCUUUACUCAGUACUUUGUUGAAGCACCUUUGGCAGCGAUUACAUACUCAAGUCUUCUUGGGUAUGACGCUACAAGCUUGGCACACCUGUAUUUGGGGAGUUUCACCCAUUUCUUUCUGCAGGUUGGAUGGGGAGCGUCGCUACACAGCUAUUUUUAGGUCUCUCCAGGGAUGUUCGAUCUGGUUCAAGUCCGUACUCUGGCUGGGCCACUCAAGGACAUUCAGAGACUUGUCCCGAAGCCACUCCUGUGUUGUCUUGGCUGUGUACUUAGGGUCGUUGUCCUGUUGGAAGGUGAACCUUCACCCCAGUCUGAGGUCCUGAGUGCUCUGGAGCAGGUAUUCAUCAAGGAUCUCUCUAUAAUUUGCUACGUUCAUCUUUCCCUCGAUCCUGACUAGUCUCCCAGUCCCUGCCGCUGAAAAACAUUACCACAGCAUGCUGCCACCACCAUGCUUCACCGUAGGGAUGGUGCUAGGUUUUCUCCAGACGUGAUGCUUGGCAUUCAGGCCAAAGAGUUCAAUCUUGGUUUCAUCAGACCAGAAGGUGCGUUUUGGCGAACUCCAAGUGGGCUGUCAUGUGCCUUUUACUGAGGAGUGACUUCCGUCUGACCACUCUACCAUAAAGGCCUGACUGGUGGAGUGCUGCAGAGAUGGUGUUCCUUCUGGAAGUUUCUCCCAUCUCCACAGAGGAACUCUGGAGCUCAGUCAGAGUGACCAUCGGGCUCUUGGUCACCUCCCUGACCAAGGCCCUUAUAUGAAGAGUCUUAGUGGUUCCAAACUCAUUCCAUUUAAGAAUGAUUGAGGCCACUGUUUGUCGGGACUUUCAAUGCUGCAGAAAUGUAAUAAAAAAACAUUUAAUAAAUCCCUUUUAGAAUAAGGCUCUAAAGUAUUUUUGGGGGGGGAGAAGUCAAGGGAUCUGAAUAUUUUCUGAAUGCAUUGUAUUUAAUUUUUGUCUUGAGUAACCAUAAAAAAUGUAACAUAUCAUACUAAUUUGAGUGUCCCCGAUUUUCAUUUACAAUGUUACGUCUAGUCUAUGAGACCAGGCUGGAUAUGGACAGAAAGACUACAAGUAAGGACUACAGAAACAAUCCGCAAAUAUGAACUACAAACAUCGCCUGAAAAAGACUUAAAACGUGGAAUUGUAACUACAGACAUGGCGCUUCAGCCCAAAUUAAUGUAACGCUUAACUAUGUGUCAAUGUUUGUAUUGCUAUAAUAAUCUGUACUAUGCCUGAACAAACUAUAAUGGAACGAAAACACUAUGUAUUUUAAUAUUGAUCGAUAUCAUCAGGUUGCCAACUUGGUCUGAACUCAUUCCGGGAGAUAAAAAUGAUUCAAUAUUG
This is a messenger RNA of Salvelinus fontinalis (brook trout), 4694 nucleotides long. Its product is annotated as growth hormone secretagogue receptor type 1-like. Gene Ontology annotation, cellular component: plasma membrane. NCBI's taxonomy places the organism in Eukaryota, Metazoa, Chordata, Actinopteri, Salmoniformes, Salmonidae. Gene Ontology annotation, biological process: hormone-mediated signaling pathway; G protein-coupled receptor signaling pathway. The transcript is spliced from 2 exons. Bases 572 to 1735 code for a protein of 387 amino acids. Gene Ontology annotation, molecular function: growth hormone secretagogue receptor activity. The record is from RefSeq and is a predicted model, not a curated record.